GAUUGCUAACUUAUUUAUUGAUGUCAUUCAUGUCUGUUUAUUAGUUUGUCUAUCGAAAAUACAUCUAGUCGUUGACCACAGUGAAUUCCUGAUGAUUAUCAUUGGGGGGAAAAAAAGGCGACAUUUCCAAGUGAGCCCAAAGUUUUCAACGGUAGUGUACUGUAAUGUCUCCGGGUCCCGUUAAAUAAUAAAAGAAGGAUGCCUCGCUUGGAUGUGUUGAUCGUCUUAUACUUGAUUGCCACCCGCGCAUUAGCCCCAAGCCCGUUGUCGUUGUUCCCCGUUGUACACCAACCAACCAACCCUCUUUCCGGAGUCCCCCACACUUCGCCACCAGGGGCGCUACACAUACAUGGCACAGUAUAGUGGCAGACAGAUCUGCCGUGAACAUGACAUGUCCAUCCAUCCAUCCGGCAUCCGUUUGUUUUGGAAAUCAACUCUCUGUGUUGUGUGUGUCCCAGGAGCAAGUGCAGUUGAAACACCAGCCACUCGAACCUUUGACGACUAUGAGUGUUCUGGAAAUGUGCUGACGGACUUCCCUGGCCUCUGUGCUCUUUUGGAUAUGAAAAAUAUCCCCGCUCUCAAGACCAGAUCCAGUUCCGCCAACCAAGAAAGCGCCACAGGUGGCAGGCUGGCCCACAAAAAGGCUGCACACGACGUGUUUAAGCCAAUACUCCAAGUGGAGCUGGAAAAUGGAGACCCUUAUUGCACAUUUGGCAUAAAGAUCUUUGGAUGGACUGUAGACGAAGCAAUCGUCCGAGUAUUGAGUAAGAUCAUUUCUGCCUCCGCAACGCUUCGCACCAUUUCCUUUUGGCAGGCCGGACUGACGGAUCCAAUGAUAAUGGCCCUGGUAAAUGCAGCAUGUAUGUGCGCCAGCCUCAGAGUUAUGACAUUGGAGGGCAAUCCUCUGGUGGAUAACAACCAUCACCUUCUAUUUUGUGAAGGAAGCAGCCUGACUCACUUGAACCUACGCAACAAUCGAAUCGAAGAUGAGGGCGCACGUCUUCUCGGGGCCGCUCUCUCCACCGGCACGUCGGCAAACUGGAACCUGACCUCGCUCAACCUCUCGUUCAACCGCAUCGGUGAUGUUGGCGCCGGGCAUAUUGCAAAGGGCCUGCGCUUCAAUCGUUCUCUGCUCUUUCUCUCACUGUCCAACAAUCAUAUCGGAGACUCGGGAGCUACACAACUAGCCACGAUUUUUGGUGAGGUUGUGCUUACUCAUGAAGAAAUUGUGCAGAGGAGGAAACUACUCCUGGAAAAAAGACAUCCUUCGUCCGUUUCGCUGGAUGCGGACCAAUGGUGUGCCGCCAGGCUGUCCAGCGACCAACUGCCGUCUUUAGCCGGCAACGCCUCGCUUAACUCCAAUAAAGCGGAGAACAAGAAUACGGCCAAAAAACGGGAAUCGUCCAAAGCGGAUGGCAAACGAGCUCCCAACAAAGAGCAGAAGUGUCCUAAAAAAUUUGAAGGUCAAGACAUGGAGGAAAAAACCCAUGUGUAUGAUCAGGAGCACAAAAAGUCAGUGGAGAUGGUGAGCCCCCUCCUCAAUGAAUGUGUGCGGCAAAGGGACGGAGCGCUUAUUCUGCCCGGAAACACCACUCUGGCUUCCCUCAGCCUGGCGGGAAACAGGAUCACUGAGCGCUCACUGCCUCACUUCCUGGCAUCCUUGCAGAUGCAAGAGGGAGGUAAAGGUCUGCUGCGUCUCUGCCUGCAGAGAAAUCCAUUUGCUGCAGACUGUGAGCCCUAUAUGAAGAUAAAGGAAGUGAUGGCACUCAGAGACCCUAUGAACAAAACAACGGAAGAGCCGCCAGUCGAAGAAGAGGGUGAGGGCUCGCAAUCCUCAGACACUUGAACUCGACGAGAAAAGUCAAAUUCUCUUUUAGACACUUUGGAAAUGUACAAACUGGCUUUUAGCUUCUUCUUUUUUUUUUUUCAUCUCUUUUUGUAAAUCAGUCAAUAAAAUUCAUUACCUCGA
Syngnathus typhle (broad-nosed pipefish) is the source of this 1969-nucleotide messenger RNA. It is a transcript of the gene lrrc71, whose product is annotated as leucine rich repeat containing 71. The transcript has 15 exons. Lineage: Eukaryota; Metazoa; Chordata; Actinopteri; Syngnathiformes; Syngnathidae. The record is from RefSeq and is a predicted model, not a curated record. Gene Ontology annotation, molecular function: protein binding. Bases 350 to 1846 code for a protein of 498 amino acids.